AUGGCCGGGAAAUACGCAAAUGACCCAGUAUGGGCCUCUGUGACUCCAAUCCCACUGGAUGAUGGUGAAGAUGCCGAUGCUAUGCCCCUGGCUUCCAUUGCCUACCCUACCGAGUACCUCGAGGCAACAUCUUACCUGCGGGCCGUGAUGGCUGCCAAUGAGAUGUCUGAUCGGGCUUUGGACUUGACUAAGGAUGUUAUCUCCAUGAACCCUGCUCAUUACACUGUCUGGAUCUACCGCGCCAGAAUCCUCUUCGCAAUGGAUAAAAAUAUCGAAGAAGAGGUUGCUUGGUUGAACCAAGUAGCUCUUAAAUACCUGAAAAACUAUCAAAUCUGGCACCAUCGCCAAGUACUCAUGUCCUCCCGCCGACAUUUCCCUACUCUCCCACCCAAGGAACUAGACUUCCUUAUGGAAAUGUUCGCCCAGGACAGCAAAAACUACCACGUCUGGACUUACCGUCACUGGCUCGUCCGCCACUUCAAGCUAUGGGAUCUCCCCCGUGAAAUCGAAGACGUAAAUGUCCUCCUAAAAGCUGACGUCCGCAACAACUCCGCCUGGAGUCACCGGUACACGCUCCGAUUCGGCCCUCGCGCUGAUAACGAGCAUGACGCUGGUAUGGUCAAUGCAGGCGACAUGUCGACCACUCCAGCUGAGAAGGGCGUGUUGGCUGUUGUCGAUGAGGAUAUGAUUGAUGGGGAGCUAGCGUUUGCGCAGGAGGCUAUUGUGCGGGCGCCGGAGAACCGUAGUCCGUGGUGGUACGCUCGGGGGGUGUUGCUUGCAUCUGGUAGGAGUCUGAGUGAAUGGGAGGAGUUUGCGGGAAAAUUUGUUAUUUCGGAGGAUCUUGUUAAGAGUUCGCAUGCUGUUGAGUGGUUGGCCGAUGUUUAUGCUGCUGAUGAGAAAAAGGGGAAGGCUGUUGAGAUGUUCGGUUUGCUGGAGAAGUAUGAUCCGAUUCGGAAGAAUUACUGGUAUUAUCGAGUUAAGCAGUUGGGGGAGAUUGCUGUCUAG
Molecule: messenger RNA, 1005 nt
Organism: Penicillium longicatenatum
Lineage: Eukaryota; Fungi; Ascomycota; Eurotiomycetes; Eurotiales; Aspergillaceae
Gene: ramB
Product: bifunctional protein farnesyltransferase/protein geranylgeranyltransferase
Exons: 3
Coding region: 1-1005 (334 amino acids)
Biological process (GO): protein farnesylation; protein geranylgeranylation
Cellular component (GO): protein farnesyltransferase complex; cytoplasm; CAAX-protein geranylgeranyltransferase complex
Molecular function (GO): protein farnesyltransferase activity; CAAX-protein geranylgeranyltransferase activity
Source: RefSeq, a predicted model, not a curated record